Scophthalmus maximus (turbot) is the source of this 1511-nucleotide messenger RNA. It is a transcript of the gene pou2af3, whose product is annotated as lnc RNA pou2af1. NCBI's taxonomy places the organism in Eukaryota, Metazoa, Chordata, Actinopteri, Pleuronectiformes, Scophthalmidae. Gene Ontology annotation, molecular function: POU domain binding; DNA binding. The coding region runs from base 383 to 1261 and encodes 292 amino acids. The record is from RefSeq and is a predicted model, not a curated record. The transcript has 5 exons.
GGUCAAGGUGUGAAAUACUGAUAUAUUACAUUAAAGUGGAGCCUAUAUAGUGUCCAUGCGUGAUGAUUUUUGCUGAAAAAUCGAUAUAACUCGGUUGCCUCUGAAUAUUCAAAUUGAAAGUAACGCGCAAUCAAAUCAUUGUCAAAUCAAUGAGUUCUAGGGGUUUUAAAUAGUAGGCAUGGAGGCAGAAAAUCUCAAACUAAUAUGUCCACAGCUAUAUUACAAUAUUGCUGUAUGCUCUGACUCGGCUGGAACACAUUUGUGUUUAGAUUUUUGGAGACUUUUGCACAAUUUUCGUUCUUGGCCAUUAAGCUGAGGCAGAAAAGGACGUUGUGGAGUCCCACAGGUCUUCUCCAGGGAGCCUCUCUUCACCUCUGCCAUCAUGUCUGGUAAGACGAGGGUGUACCAGGGCGUCCGCGUGAAGACCACGGUCAAAGAGCUGCUGCAGAGGCUCCGAGCCCGGGAGGCCAACGGCAAAAAGCUCAAACCGAUUGGACAGAUAUCCCAGGGUUCCUUGGAUCUUCAGGAUCUCUGCCAGUCCAUAUCGCCAAACCUUCUCCUGCCGGCUCGCCAUGUGGACCCCCCUCCUCCCAUCACCCCGCCAGACGCGAGCAGCUGUGGCUCGCGCGCCCUCCCGCUGCGCGCCGCCCAGUUCCAGGUCCCCGACGGCUCGUGCAGCAUCCCGAUGCAGGGGGACGCGUUCAACGACCCCCAGCCGCCCGCCGGGGACAUGAGCUUGUCCGGCAACUGCUACGCUGGAAACAACAGCAGCAGCAGCAACAACAACAACAACAACAACAACAACAGCAUCGGUGGCAACGGCUACAACCCCUCCCAGCCUCCCCUCCACGCCCUCCCGCUGCCCUGGUACUAUGGACUCUCCCCAGAUGAGGACUAUUAUGGGCACGCCAUGGCACCCGGCUCUCCGCCGGAGUCACGGAAGCUCUGCAGCCCCGCGGAUCACAGCAGCUACUCGCCACAGGACUCUUUCUCCUCCUCCUCCUCCUCCUGCUACGACUCGCCCACCAGGAUGGAGUCCAGCCACCACGGCUUCGCCUCAGAGCACUGCCACUAUCAGCACUGCGACCUCCAGGACUGUUACUGUCUGCCCCGCUGUAGGCCGGGCCAGCAGGAGAGCUUCGCUGCCCCCGAAUACACACCGCACUACGCCCCCACAGACUAUCCGUACGCCUGCCAGGUGGAGGAGAACUAUUUCAUGAGGGACCUGCAGAUCCCCGAAAUGUGCUACAACAUACUAUGAUGGGACCGUCGGCAGUGUUGUUGUGUCGUUCACCACCCCCCCCCCCCCCCCCGCUGUAAAUAUGAUUCUCCUCAAGUGCUUUCAUUUCACUGUGCCAUUACUUGCUUGUGCUUUGGCGCAGUUCGAAUAUGACGAAUGCUGAAUGGAUGGAAAGGCGAAUAUUUUUGUAUCAAAUGCCGUUUUUUUAUUACUUAGAUUUAUUUUCAUACACAUAAGUUCUUACUGUACUGAAUAAAAAUGUUGAAAUCAA